Lodderomyces theae is the source of this 1395-nucleotide messenger RNA. It is a transcript of the gene AGA1, whose product is annotated as Aga1p. Bases 1 to 1395 code for a protein of 464 amino acids. Lineage: Eukaryota; Fungi; Ascomycota; Pichiomycetes; Serinales; Debaryomycetaceae. The transcript has a single exon. The record is from RefSeq and is a predicted model, not a curated record.
AUGAGCUGCAACACUGCUGUUUUACCACCUGCUAAUGGUAAGAAAUUAUGGAGAGUCAAAAGAUCGGUAUCUUCCUCAUCUACUUCAUCAACCUCAAAUCAAUCACAACCAUCAGUUGAAUGUCUCAACAGUUCAUUGAAAAUUGCUGCUGCUGGCUCCAAGUUUUCCAUAAGGAGACCACCCAUGAGAAGACCAAAGAAUAAGCCAGGUAAACCAAAGGAUUUUGUAUUUGUUGACUUGUCGCCAGUCAAGAGCGACGAAGAGGCUCAAUUUGACCAGAGCAAAAUUAUGCAAGGUCAAGAAGGUAUUGCUUCUGCUGCUGCCACUGCUGCUGCCACUGCCACUGCCACUGCUGCUGCCACUGCCACUGCCACUGCCACUGCUACCCUUACUCCUCCAACACCAUUCAAUGAACAAUUGCCAUCUCCAACUGUCUCCAUUGAAGAGUCAAUUUUUGAAUUGCCAGCUUUGAAUGAAUAUGAUGAAUACAAUGCUUCUCGAUCAAGUUUGGGUUCAGCUGGUUCAGGUGAAACCACUCCAAGUGAAGAAUUGGGUUUGGGAAUCAUGAACUUGGGUGUUGACUGGAACCAACCACAACCAAUUCAACAGCAACAACCACAACCACAGUCAGCACAACAACAAAUGCCACAGAUGUCACAAGAGUUCAUCUCUCAGCAAUUGUAUGGUUACCAACAAGCAAUGUUGCAACAACACCUCCAAAUUCAACAAUUACAACAACAAUUAUUUGAACAACAACAACGGGCCAUUGAAUCACAAAUCAUUUCGGCAACCUCAACCCCAGCUUUACCACAGCAACCUCAAUUCCAACAACUACAGUCUCCUUUCAAGGAACCACAACAAAAGCAACAGCCACAACAAACUCCAUCUUUGCCAGCCACCAAAACUAGAAAAACUGCCGGUCAGUUGCAAUUCAAAACUUACCAACCAAAACACCAAAGAUCUGCUUCUGAAGCAUGCAUCAAGAAGCCAGUAAGGAAACCACAUCACAGAACAUAUAGCGUUCCAUUCACACCAGUACAGCCACAACAACAGCAACAACCACAGCAAUACAGUGCCAUGCCGAUGCAAUCAGUUGACUCGUCAUGCUCAGAUGUAAGUUUGGAUGACUUUAUGUUGCUCAAUGACCAGAUCUCAAUGAACUUGAACUUGAAUCAGCAACAUCAACAUCAACAACAGCAACUUUCUUCAUUCACGCCGGUAUCUGAAUACUCGGAAGAAUAUGAUGACAAGUUUGCCACUGCUGGUAAACCUAAUUCCGCAUCUUCAAUCACAGCUUGUGGGUUUGAGGAGUUGUUUUUGCAAACUUAUUCAAAUAUCAACGUCAAGGACAAUGAAGACGCUGGUGAGUUUGAAAUGGGCACUUUUGUGAUCUGA